CAAACGAGUGUUCCUUUCAGUUAUAGUUGAUGUACUGAUUUAACUACAUCCCGGGUAGGACGUUUGUUGAGUGGUGAGGGUUGGCGAAUGAUUGGGUUCGGAUUUGCGGUUGAAAUGCAAAAUCAAGAGUGCAUACAUUAGUGAAGAUAGGGUGGCUGGUUAAACGCAUACAAGUUAGUAAUAAUUUCUGGACGAUGUUACCUGAUAAUCCAAAUUCAACCAGUUCAAACUAACAACUAUUAUUACUCCUGAAACAUUCUUUUCUACAUCAUUAUCAAUUUGAUGCAAAACAUUUUGAGGAAUCUUCAGCUUGAACAUUGGAAAUCUGGAACCAGUCUAAUAAUUUCGAAUAUAGGUAAAAACAGAUCAGUCGGUAAUUUGAAACCAAACGACAAAAGUGCAAUUUUCGUUUCCAGUCUUCUGAACUGUCUGUUUGAAUGAAAAGUGCACCUACAUGCUGAUUCGAUUAUUGUUUUGCAAUAAGAAACGGCAGUCUCGACUAGUAAUAACCCUACAUACCAGUGAAGCCUCUAAGUUUCUGUGUUCAUUAUUUCAUCAUUCGGUUUGGAACUAAAAUUGAAUGCCUCGAGCAAUUAUUGUGAACUCUAGUCGUGCUCGUGAUAACAGUUUAUUUCUGUGUCAACUAACGAUGCUGAAUACUUUUUGGAUGAUUUCGAAAACAUACUAGGAUUACCAGUGAAACACCAUCGGUACCAAGUUUAUUAAGCUGAAACAGUUUUAGAGCAGGCUUAGCGAAUUUUAACAUCAAUCGCCAAAAUAACCUGACGGCAUCAUGACAAUCAAUACAGAUGAUCACCAGUAUGCUGAAAAUGAUGGCAAACAUUACAAUGUAACGAGACGUUACAGUUCGAAUAGUUGCAUGGAUGCUGAUGAAGCUCUUCACAGCAACGAUCGGUCUACAUUAAUUCAGGUGUGGAAACCGAAAAACUAUGGCGCGGUUAAAGGUCAAAUCCCGCAACAUGAACGACUUACAUACACUUGGAAAGAGAUCGACGUAUUUGGAGAAAUGCCAGGUGAUACAAAAAAAGAUUCAGUUUGUGGUCGUUUAUGCUCUUGCCUUUCACGCCAGAAAAAGGACUUUAAUCCGCGCCGACAUCUUUUAAAGAACGUUACAGGAUAUGCGAAGAGCGGUGAGCUGUUGGCUGUGAUGGGAAGCUCUGGUGCUGGAAAGACCACUUUGCUUAAUGCACUGGCAUUUCGUUCCCCACCUGGAGUCAAGGUUUCUUCGACUUCUAUCAGAGCUCUGAACGGGAUUCCAGUAAAUGCGGAACAGCUAAGAGCUCGUUGCGCAUAUGUACAGCAGGAUGAUUUAUUCAUAGCAGCUCUAACUACCAAAGAACAUCUCAUUUUUCAAGCGAUGCUGCGUAUGGGUAAAGAUGUUCCAAAGAGCGUGAAACUAAAUCGGGUGAAUGAGGUUCUUCAAGAGUUAUCUCUGAUAAAAUGUGCCGACACAAUCAUUGGGGCUCCAGGCCGAAUGAAAGGCCUUUCUGGUGGUGAACGGAAACGCUUGGCUUUUGCUUCGGAAACUCUUACAGAUCCUCAUUUGCUACUUUGCGAUGAGCCAACGUCCGGGCUAGAUUCGUUUAUGGCUCAUAGCGUGUUGCAAGUUUUAAAAGGAAUGACCGUGAAAGGGAAAACUAUCAUACUAACUAUACAUCAACCAUCAUCGGAAUUGUAUUGCUUGUUUGAUAAGGUUCUGCUAAUGGCAGAAGGGCGUGUAGCUUUCCUAGGAUCACCUUAUCAGGCUGCAGAAUUUUUUUCACAACUCGGCAUUCCUUGUCCACCGAACUAUAAUCCAGCGGAUUUUUACGUACAAAUGCUAGCGAUUGCACCGAACAAAGAAUUGGAAUGUCGUGAUACAAUUAAAAAAAUCUGUGAUUCCUUCGCCGUUAGUACAAUGGCACGGGAUGUAAUGGAGAUAGCAACCGCUGAAAAAGACGUUGAUGAGUUCUUUUUACAGCCUGUGAAUGGGGCUAGCAGAACUGGUUAUCGAUCCAACUGGUGGACGCAAUUCUACUACGUUCUGUGGCGUUCCUGGUUGACGGUAUUGAAGGAUCCAAUGUUAGUGAAAGUACGCUUGCUUCAAACUGCAAUGGUUGCCAUUUUAAUCGGUUCAAUUUACUUUGGACAGAAGUUAGAUCAGGAUGGAGUAAUGAACAUCAAUGGCUCGCUUUUUCUUUUUCUAACCAAUAUGACAUUCCAAAAUGUAUUUGCGGUCAUCAAUGUAUUCUCAGCUGAGCUACCGGUGUUUCUACGUGAGAAACGUUCGCGGCUGUUUAGAGUGGAUACUUACUUUCUAGGAAAAACGAUUGCCGAGGUUCCGCUUUUUAUAGCUGUGCCAUUUGUGUUCACUUCCAUUACUUAUCCAAUGAUAGGUCUACGAGCUGGCACGGAGCACUACUUCACCGCUCUGUUCAUUGUAACAUUAGUUGCAAACGUGGCGACAUCUUUUGGUUAUUUUAUAUCGUGUGCAAGUUCUUCGGUUUCUAUGGCUCUCUCUAUUGGCCCACCGGUGAUAAUUCCAUUUCUGAUAUUUGGAGGUUUCUUUCUCAAUUCUGCGUCUGUUCCUGCUUACUUUGAAUACUUAUCGUUUUUAUCUUGGUUUCGAUACGCCAACGAAGCUUUACUUAUCAAUCAGUGGAGCAAUGUGCAAGAAGGUGAAAUAGCUUGUACUCGACUGAACGUAACAUGUCCCAGCUCCGGGGAAAUAAUUCUCGAAACAUUCAACUUCAGAGAGGAAAAUUUUAGCUUCGAUGUGGUGUGCUUAUGCAUUCUGAUAGCAUUAUUCCGCCUAGGAGCCUUAUUUUGCCUUUGGCUUCGAUCGAGAAGUAAGGAAUAAUUUAUAGCACUGCCACUCUCGCAAACUAGGAAAUAUAAUUCCAUGUUAUAGUAAAAGAUUGUCAUCCAUAGUUUAGUCAUCUGUAAUUACUUAAACGAGUAAACCCAGUGUAAUACAACAUCGUGCCGCAGUAGCCAAUUUUUUUCUCAUUUUUAUUGUAAUAAAAAAAUCGAAUAAA
This is a messenger RNA of Sabethes cyaneus, 3038 nucleotides long. It is a transcript of the gene w, whose product is annotated as protein white. The transcript is spliced from 6 exons. Gene Ontology annotation, cellular component: plasma membrane. The record is from RefSeq and is a predicted model, not a curated record. Gene Ontology annotation, molecular function: ATP hydrolysis activity; ABC-type transporter activity; ATP binding. Gene Ontology annotation, biological process: transmembrane transport. The coding region runs from base 794 to 2860 and encodes 688 amino acids. NCBI's taxonomy places the organism in Eukaryota, Metazoa, Arthropoda, Insecta, Diptera, Culicidae.